Molecule: messenger RNA, 1218 nt
Organism: Prosopis cineraria
Lineage: Eukaryota; Viridiplantae; Streptophyta; Magnoliopsida; Fabales; Fabaceae
Product: late embryogenesis abundant protein At1g64065
Exons: 2
Coding region: 309-869 (186 amino acids)
Cellular component (GO): plasma membrane
Source: RefSeq, a predicted model, not a curated record
UUUGAAUUAGUCCGAGCCCAUUAAAUCUCCUCGGCUCAGGGCAGGCUUAAGAUAGGGUGUGCGAGCAAAAAAAGGGUCUCAAUUUGUGCAUAUAAAUUCAAUAAACUUGCAACAGACCCUUGGUUCAUCUCCGAAGUCGGAAACACAUAAUUUUUGCGACUUCUUCAGCUUCUUAUCUGUAACAGAAAACUCCUUCGGCUUCUUCUGUUAUAUACUAGAUUAUAUAUAUAUAUAUAUAUAUAUAUAUAUAAAUUAAAGAGUAAGACCCAUUAGCAACUCGAUCGUGACAUUGGAUUGAGGCGACAACCAUGUACUCCAAACCCAGCCAGGAGCAACGAAGCAACAAGUGUUUCGUCUUCCUUUUGGCCGCUUUUGUGCUGCUGUGUGCGAUUCUUCUGGUUUUUGCAUCCAUCGUGUUGCGUGUCAAAAAGCCUCUGCUCCACUUCGAAUCGGCUUCUGUCAAUAACUUGAGUUACAGAACUUCACCAUCACCUUCCUUUAAACUCACGAUGGUCGCCAAGAUAACUGUCAACAAUCCAAACUUCGGAAACCUCGAUUAUGGAAAUAGCAGUGUGACCGUGCUCUAUGGGAACUCCAGAAUUGCUGAGAGAGAAUUGGAGGGUGGCCGAGUGAAGGCCGGAGAAAUCAAAGCAUUGAAUGUUACAUUGAACUUAAGGUCGGAUCCGGUAGUGUCUUCUGGGAAUCUCUCAAAUGAUAUCCUUUCUGGGGCUUUCAAUCUCACAGGCUACACUAAACUCACUGGCACUGUCCACCUUCUCAAGUUUUUGAAGAAGAACAAGUCCACUGAAUUGGCUUGCGUCCUGCGUCUCAACCUGACAUCCUAUUCAGUUCAAAAUUUGCAGUGUUGAUAAUACCUUUGUGUUCCUUUCUAUCGCGCAUGUCUUUUUUGUUAAUCCUUCUGCGUUGCUGAUUUCUUUUAUUAGCUUUGAGGAAUGAAUUUAAAUAAGUGAAAUAAAGAAAGCGAGCCCCAUAUAUGCAUCUUUAAAUCCUCUCGGUAGCUGAGUGCAUACGAGUUUAAUGGCUUAAGCACGAAGGAAUCCAGGAUCUCUGCGGAAGAUUAAACCGUGAAUGGUUUCUAUCAACAUAACAAGCAGCCAACUUUUGGGUGGAGUCGCAUCAACGGGUAGCCUCUAUUUUACAAACUCAAGCCGUGUGGAUUUCUGCAUUCUGAACAUAUUAACUACCCAUAAAUGCUAU